CUCCCCUCCACCAAGACGCACAAGUCUCUGAACCGAAGGAUAUCUCGGCCUCCCUACAGAAGCUGACUAUUCGGAUCUAUGUAAUGAUUUAUCCCACACCAUGAUCCCAUACUGAUACGAAAUUUAGACAUAUUUAGUCAGUAAAUCGACAUAUUUGUUCAAGGACAUUGGUUGGCGUCAACCAUGCGCAAAAAUUCACGCUAUCAAAGCAGAGAAUCGCCGUAAACGGAAUGAUCGCGUCUCACGUGAAGUCACCCUGAUUGUUUGUUUUUAAAGAAAGCGACACGCAUAUCGGCUCCGAAAAUAUCCGCAACCAAGAGACCGAAGUGGGAACGAACGCUGACAUCCGCAGUAUAUCUGGAAAUACGGUGUCCUGAGCCAUGGGGGCCUUCUUGGACAAACCGAAGACAGAGAAACACAAUGCUCACGGUGCAGGCAACGGUCUGCGCUUCGGCCUGAGCAGCAUGCAGGGCUGGCGGGUGGAGAUGGAGGAUGCACAUACGGCUGUUGUGGGUCUACCACAUGGCCUGGAUGACUGGUCCUUCUUCGCAGUGUAUGACGGUCACGCUGGCUCCCGAGUAGCCAACUAUUGCUCCAAACACCUGCUGGAGCACAUCAUAACCAGCAGCGAGGACUUCCGUUCAGGGCCCGACACUGUGGAGGGUGUUAAAAGUGGCAUUCGUUCUGGCUUCCUGAAGAUUGACGAGUACAUGCGCAACUUCUCGGACCUACGUAAUGGCAUGGACCGUAGCGGUUCCACAGCAGUCGGUGUGCUGGUGUCCCCUGAACACCUCUAUUUCAUCAACUGUGGAGACUCCCGUGCUGUUCUCAGCCGUGCCGCACAGGUACGGUUCUCCACACAAGACCACAAGCCGUGCAACCCACGUGAAAAAGAGCGCAUUCAAAAUGCAGGAGGUUCCGUGAUGAUCCAAAGGGUGAAUGGUUCUCUUGCUGUGUCACGUGCCCUGGGAGACUAUGACUACAAGUGUGUGGAUGGGAAGGGCCCCACUGAGCAGCUGGUAUCUCCAGAACCGGAGGUGUUUGAAAUCCCACGCAUUUCAGAAGAGGAUGAGUUUGUGGUGCUCGCUUGCGAUGGUAUUUGGGAUGUGAUGAGCAACGAGGAGCUGUGUGAUUUUGUGCGCUCUCGGCUAGAGGUGUGGGAUGACUUGGAGAAGAUCUGCAACUCUGUGGUGGACACCUGUUUACAUAAGGGAAGCCGUGACAACAUGAGUGUUGUUCUAGUAUGUUUCCCCAAUGCGCUGAAGGUAUCAGAGGAGGCUGUCAAGAGAGAGGCCGAGUUGGACAAGUUCCUGGAGGCUCGUGUGGAAGAAAUCAUGGAGAAGUCAGGGGAGGAAGGCAUCCCAGAUCUGAGCCAUGUCAUGCAUAACCUUCACCCUGAGAGCAUCCCUAACCUGCCUCCGGGAGGUGGCCUCGCUAGCAAACGUAGUGUAGUUGAGGCUGUUUACAACAGGCUAAACCCACACAGAGAAGAAGAUGGGAGCGGAGGUGACCUGGAUGACCCCUGGUAGCCCGAGCAGCCAACGGCUUCUGAAUCCACACGAAACUGCAUUGUACAGUAGAGAGAUUUAUUUUUACUCCCACCCCCCUCCCUCCUGAAAUCUGUGUCAAUUACGAGCAGUGAUGGGACUGCUCGAGCAGAAGUUGCUGGAUGCUAAUUUGGAGGCGUGAACUCUGAACUCAGCUGGAGGAGGGCGGGGCCAGUGAGCUCUGAGAGGGACAGGGACCCUCGUUCAGACACGGCUCUCUUUGAACCCCUUCACAACCACGCAUGUGCAGCUUUUUGGAGGCAUGAUCUCAGUUCUUGUUCACCGUUUUUGCCACCCUCUUUAACCCUGCGACUCUUACAGGCUCUAUCCCACCAGCUUGGACAGCAGCCACAGAAAUGUAAUUUAUCUGUUGUGGAUUUUUCUUUCUCUUUUGGGGCCUAGGGGACUUUGUUCUAGUGUCAUUCAUUUUGGGGCUUGCUUUUAAAAAUGAAAAAAAAGAAAAGAAUUACCCUAGGAUACUCUUGAGACUCAAUCCUGACAGCAGGAGAUUACUCUCUGAAUGGAGAGAACUUUAUUUAGAGGAGCUUGUCACGGUGACGUCCUUACAGUCGCCUCAGAGACCGUACAUAAGAACUGAACUCCUCCUCUUUUUCGCAGCACACUUCGUCACCUGCUCUCCCCACUGAUUUAUCCCCAUCAGCUUGCCUUUUGGUUUGUGGUUUUCUCUAACAAAAUAGUCCAAUUUCAAAUAGGUUUCCCCCUCUAUCAUUUUGACUCAUCAUUUUAAAAAAUGUUUUUUAUUGCAGAUUAUAUGGCGUAUUUGACAUUGUUUGAUUGCACUCACAUUUGAUUAUGAAAACAAAAAAUACUGAAAAAAAAAACUAUGAAAGCGAAGCUAUGAGAGUGUUUCUAAAGUGAAACUGCAGAAAUAUGUAUGUGUAUAUAGCUAUAUAUAUUUUUUUUUCUCCUUAAACAGCGGAGUGAAAGAGUGGGAGGGGACGCUCUCUCCUCAGACUGACUGAUAGGUACUUGAAUAUUCAUUAUGAGUGGUUCUGAUGUUUUAUUUUUUAGUAAUCCUUACUGUAGGAUUGUUUUCUAACUGUGCCUGUAAAAGGUGAACCAUGCUCUAAGGGUGUACUUACAGGAUAGUUGGCUCUGAAUGAAUGUACCCCUUAUUUACACUGAUACACAAUACAUAUACCUUCACGCACCCAUUUGUACAUUCUCAUGCAUAACAUUUUCAUAUGUGCAUUUAUUGUUUGAUUAGCUUUAUUGUAUACAUUCACAUUCUUACUCCAUUUACUUCACAUGUGAGUGUUUUCUUCUUUUUUUCUGCGCUGUGCGAUCACCGGACAUACACAUGUUCUGGAGGCCUUUUUCUUCCUUCCUUUUUUGUUUUUGGUUGUUUAUUAAUCGACUUCACCUGCUCUGGUGUGUAGCUUUAAAAUGAGUGUUUAAUUGAAUUUUAUGAGAUGAUUAUGUAUGUAUAUAUAUUUUUGCAGUUUUCCCCUCUUCUGGUACACAUAACUUGUAGCCAUAAUUGCUGGAAAGCUUCAUUUUAAGAUGAAUAGAUUUGAGUCCAUUUCCAGUUGAGAUGGUAAAGAGAUAUAUUUUGUGCGGUGAGUGCUCAUGGACAUUCAUUUGCGUUGUGUGUAUAUCAACAAUUAUUGAUGCAUAGAAUAACUGAGACAAAGUAUUUUAUUUAUUCUAAAGUCUGUUGGCUUAAGAAGAGAGGGUUUUGUCGGAGGGGGAAACUAUUGUCCCGUGUGUUUUGGAGAGUGUGAUUGAAUGCUUUUGCUCUCACGUCCUUGCUCUCUUUCUCUCUGAUUCUCUCUAACCACCUGACGAGCUCAUGUAAUGAACGUCCCCAGUAUGAUGUUGUGAUGUUUCAGUAGCAAACCGUGAAUAUGAUCUGUUCUCCUCAAUAAAGGAUUGCUAAAGUUUGAUGUUAACACAA
Molecule: messenger RNA, 3465 nt
Organism: Carassius carassius (crucian carp)
Lineage: Eukaryota; Metazoa; Chordata; Actinopteri; Cypriniformes; Cyprinidae
Product: protein phosphatase 1B-like
Exons: 7
Coding region: 381-1529 (382 amino acids)
Biological process (GO): protein dephosphorylation; negative regulation of canonical NF-kappaB signal transduction; positive regulation of canonical NF-kappaB signal transduction
Cellular component (GO): nucleus; cytosol
Molecular function (GO): protein serine/threonine phosphatase activity; magnesium ion binding; manganese ion binding
Source: RefSeq, a predicted model, not a curated record